AUGUGGUGUCUAUUCGCUCUGCUUGCUGUACGCCUGACAAACCCCCUUUAUUUUGCCCGAAAGCUCACCGAGUACUUUUUCCCAGGUCGCAAGUGGUUUGACUGUGCCGAAUGUCACCAAGAACAGGAAACGCAUGCGCUGCAGAAGGCGCAAGAAAUGGUAUUCGCGUGCAAGAAAUGCAAGAAAUGUUUCCGUAAAGAUGCCGCCGAAUUCGAAGAGAAUGACGAGUACUGCCCGCACUGCGAUAAUCACUUCGUCCUCGAAGCCAUAACACCGAUAGCCGAAUUGAAGGUGGAGGGUGAGGAUGCACGCAUGGAUAGCCGAAUGCUCAAGGACGACCGCGUGCGCGCCGAUCAGGAAAAAUCCAUUUUCACCUUCCGCGAUAUCUCCGAUCGUCUUGGCUAG
Molecule: messenger RNA, 405 nt
Organism: Penicillium odoratum
Lineage: Eukaryota; Fungi; Ascomycota; Eurotiomycetes; Eurotiales; Aspergillaceae
Exons: 5
Coding region: 1-405 (134 amino acids)
Biological process (GO): protein import into mitochondrial intermembrane space
Cellular component (GO): mitochondrial intermembrane space
Molecular function (GO): zinc ion binding
Source: RefSeq, a predicted model, not a curated record